This is a messenger RNA of Carya illinoinensis, 2037 nucleotides long. Its product is annotated as serine/arginine-rich splicing factor RS40-like. Lineage: Eukaryota; Viridiplantae; Streptophyta; Magnoliopsida; Fagales; Juglandaceae. Gene Ontology annotation, cellular component: nuclear speck. Gene Ontology annotation, biological process: mRNA splicing, via spliceosome. The transcript has 7 exons. Gene Ontology annotation, molecular function: RNA binding. The coding region runs from base 567 to 1658 and encodes 363 amino acids. The record is from RefSeq and is a predicted model, not a curated record.
AGGCAAUCGAAAAAUAAUUAUCGGAAUCCUCUCUCCUUUAGGGUUUUGUAUAACAAUUCUCAAUUUCUUCUGACUGUUUUCCGGUCACUGCCUUCGAAAGGAAAAAAUGAGGCCAAUCUUCUGUGGAAAUUUUGAGUAUGACGCUCGACCGUCUGAUCUGGAACGGCUUUUCAGUAGAUAUGGGAACGUUGAGAGGGUGGAUAUGAAGUCUGGAUUAUCUUGGCAUGUCCCCCAUUCUUCCUGGCUAACGGAUGGGCUCUUCAGAAAUCUGAUCCCUGCCUGUGACAAGCUUCUUCUUCUUGUUUUCAAGAAGAGUCACUCUGAUCCUCAAUGGACUACCUUCCCACGUUUCCCUCAGUCACAAUUGCCUUUCAUCCCUCAUGAAUUUUGCCCAGCCUUCAAUUUCAGACAUGUUUCUACCUAGAAACAUUGCCAACCUCACAGCAGAGGCAGCAGAAUAGAUGGAGAAGGCACUCUUUUCAUUGACCUACUAUGAGACAUCCACUUUUGGAAUGUUGUUCCUUGACACCACUUAGUUCAUCACACAAGGAUUUGCUUUUAUUUAUAUGGAGGAGGAGAGAGAUGCUGAUGAUGCUAUUCGGAGACUUGACCGAACAGAAUUUGGUCGAAAGGGACGCAGGCUUCGUGUUGAAUGGACAAAACAUGAACGUGGCAUUAGAAGGCCUGGAGGUUCCAAAAGAUCUUCAGCUAGUACGAAACCUUCAAAGACUUUGUUUGUUAUAAAUUUUGAUACACACUAUACAAGGACUAGGGACUUGGAGAGGCACUUUGAACCAUAUGGAAAGAUAGUGAGUGUGAGGAUUAGAAGGAACUUUGCAUUUGUGCAGUAUGAAUCACAGGAUGAUGCCACAAAAGCAUUGGAUGCGACAAACAUGAGCAAAUUGCUGGAUCGAGUUAUUUCAGUGGAAUAUGCAGUCCGGGAUGAUGAUGAUGAAAGGAGAAAUGGGCAUAGCCCUGAUAGAUUUCGUGAUAGGUCAUUGGAUAGAAGUCGUGAUAGAAGGCGAUCCCCUAGCCCAUAUCGAAGAGAGAGGGGUAGCCCUGAUUAUGGGCGGGGUUCUAGUCCCUCUAGGAAAGAGAGAGGCAGCCCUGAUUAUGGUCGUGAUUGCAGUCCAAGUCCCUAUCGAAGAGAGAGGGGUAGUCCUGAGUAUGGUCGUGCACGCAGUCGUAGUCCUCAAAGAGAGAGGGUUGGUCGCGAUCAUCGCUGCAGUGCCAGCCAUAGUCCCUACCAAACAGAAAGGGUGACUGCUGAUAUUGGUCAUGGUGCCAGUCGCAGUCCUUACACAAGAGAGAGGGCAAGUGCUGACCAUGGUCGUGGCCCUGGUUGCAGCCCUUAUGGAAGAGAGAGGGCAAGCCCUGGCAAUGGUCGUGGCCCUGGUCGCAGCCCUUAUGGAAGAGAGAAGGCAAGCCCUGACAAUGGUCAUGGCCCCAGCUGCAGUCCUUAUGGGAGAGAGAGGGCUAGUCCUGAAAAUGGUCGCGGCCCCAGCCGUAGUCCAUAUGGAAGAGAGAAGGCUAACCCUGACAGUAUUCAUGAAGUCAGCCCAAUACUUGAACCUAGAGAGGAUAGUCCCAAUUAUGGUGGUGGUCCAAAUACCCCCGUGCAUGAGAGAUAUCAAAGUCAAUCACCAGCAACAGAGUGAUCUAGAUCGUAGUAUACAAGAACUUCAAUUGGUUGCUCUGAUUUGUUGCCGUGGAGUUUGUUCCACUUUGCCUCUUUCAGUGACAACAAUCGUGGAGUUAGGGCCUCUUCCAGUAAUAUCCUUAUGAGCUUGUGAUGUAGGACCUAGUCGGUCAUUAUUCUCUUAGUUUUAAAAUUUUCUCGUGCUUUGAUUUAUGCUCGAAUUUUUAUGGACAGUUUGGACGAGACUACUGUAUACAAAACCUCUUAUCCAUGUUGAACUUGGUCUAUUUUCUGUUAUUGUUUAGUACUUCGAAUCAGAAUAAUUGUUGUUUCUCGUGGAAACUGAUGAUUGUGUACCCUUAUUUUGUGAUAAUGAUGACUGUCCACCACUUUGUAAA